Messenger RNA from Diuraphis noxia (Russian wheat aphid), 724 nucleotides. It is a transcript of the gene Srp19, whose product is annotated as signal recognition particle 19. Gene Ontology annotation, biological process: SRP-dependent cotranslational protein targeting to membrane; SRP-dependent cotranslational protein targeting to membrane, signal sequence recognition. Lineage: Eukaryota; Metazoa; Arthropoda; Insecta; Hemiptera; Aphididae. The record is from RefSeq and is a predicted model, not a curated record. Gene Ontology annotation, cellular component: signal recognition particle, endoplasmic reticulum targeting. Gene Ontology annotation, molecular function: 7S RNA binding.
AUUAUUAUAUUUUAAUUUUUAACCACAUAUUUUAUUYGUACUACAGCACAAUAUUAAUAUCGACAAAUUAUCAAUACUGAAUUCAAGUAAAUCGACAGCAAUAGAAAGGCGCACUAUGACUGUGCAUUAGAUUAUUGGAAUUUCGGUAUUUAUAUUUUUUUUUUUCUGAUUUUAAUGUUUGUGAGCUGCUUCAAGAAAAAUGUCGAGCAUUUACGCAGAGAAGAAACCGAGUGAUCGAUCCAGGUGGAUAUGCAUAUACCCAGCGUAUUUGAAUAACAAAAAAACGUUGGCCGAGGGACGUAUUGUGCCGAAAAAAUUUGCAGUGGAAAAUCCCACUUACCAAGAGAUCCUCGAAGUGGUCAAGGCGUCYGGUUUCAAUGCCGAAGCCGAAAACAAGCAGUAUUCYCGUGAAUGUAGCAAGGAAUGGCACUUCCGUGGUCGGAUACGAGUACAACUUAAGAACGAUGACGGAACACCUUUCAACCUAGCAUUUCCUUCGAGAGAGAGUUUGAUGAAACAUUGUGGUGUGCAAAUACCGAAACUAAAAAGUCGUGUCAUGAAGGUAGCMGGACCCGAACAACAAACCAAGAAUGAACCGAGUGGAAGCAAAAAGAAAAAAGGACGUAAAUAGAGAACACCGCGCCAAGGAAAUAUGAUUAUAUUUAAGCUCUUGAUAUAUUUUAUUUUGUCGUGAAAAUUUAUUAUAAUAAAUACAAUGUGUAAC